Messenger RNA from Sordaria macrospora k-hell, 1200 nucleotides. RefSeq lists its product as uncharacterized. The record is from RefSeq and is a predicted model, not a curated record. Lineage: Eukaryota; Fungi; Ascomycota; Sordariomycetes; Sordariales; Sordariaceae.
AUGCCCAUGAAUACGCAAAAGAGUUCAUCGAGGGAGGAAAUCCCCCAUGGCUACACGGCCUCUACCUGCACUGGAGGAAGCUUUUUCCAAGAUCCCUUCAAGGGAGUUACCAACGACGGGACCGUCCGCCCCAAUCUCUUCACCCUCCAAGACGAGGGCAUGCCCAUUGACUCCAUUGUCUCCGCCACCACCAAUCUCCUUUCUCACCUCACGCCCCAGCAGCGCUCAGCAGUGACCUACCACAUCGACUCCCCCGAAUGGCGCACCUGGUCCAACCCCGAGUUCCUGCUCAGCAACAAGGGCAUCCGCCUCGACGAAGUCUCUCCCUCCGUCCGUGACGCCGUCCUUGCCGUGCUCAAAUCCACACUCUCGCCCGAAGGCUACACCAAAGCCCUCGGCGCCAUGCGCAUCAACGGCUUCCUAGGUGAUCUAGUCCAAGCGCCCCGCGUAUGCAAUGAGUUCAGCUACAACUUUGUUCUCUUCCAAACCGCCUCCGGCCCUUCGGCCUCGCAGCCCUGGGGCUUUUCCUUCUACGGCCACCAUCUGUGCUUGAACGUCUUCCUGUACAAAACCCAGGUGGUCAUCUCCCCCUGGUUCACCGGCGCCGAGCCGAACCUGAUCGACGAGGGGCCGUACAAGGGCACCCGCAUCCUUAAGGAGGAAGAGAAGCUGGGCCUGCAACUGAUGCAAUCCCUCUCUGCCGAACAGCAGAGCCGGGCACAGGUGUACAAGCUCCUCCGCGACCCGGCCAUGCCCAAAGGGCGGUGGAACCACGACGACCAGCGGCACUUGUGCGGCGCGUACCGGGAUAACAGGAUGGUUCCGUACGAGGGUGUUUCCGUUGGCGAGUUUACUCCUGGCCAAAAAGGGUUGGUGGAGGGCAUUUUCGAGCAGUACCUGCUCUACCUGCCUGCGCAAGCUAGGGAGAUCCGUCUGAGGGAGAUUAGGAACUGGUUCGAUAAGGAGACGUAUUUCUGCUGGAUUGGUGGGUACGGCGACGAUGAUGCGUUUUAUUAUCGCAUCCAGAGCCCCGUGGUGAUUGUCGAGUUUGAUCACCAUAGUGGUGUGUUCUUGACGAAUAAGGAGCCGGCCAAAUUUCAUAUUCAUACGCUGUUGAGGACGCCGAAUGCGGGCGAUUAUGGGAUGGCGCUGAGGAAGUUGGUGGAGGGUGAGAAGCAGGAGUAUGUUUGGGAGGGAUAA